AUGAUUCCAAUCCAGACAUCCCUAACGAAGCUUUUGGGGAUUGAAUCUCCUAUUGUCUCUGCACCCAUGGCUGGUGCGAGUGGCGGCGCUCUCGCCGCUCAAGUUACCCUUGCCGGAGGUUUUGGUUUCGUCGGAGCAGGUUACGAACCGCCUGACAGCCUCACGCGAGAAUUGGGUAUCGCGCGUCAGCUUCUUCAACACACCGACGAUGACGCCCCUCUUCCGAUCGGAGUGGGAUUUCUCGCCUGGCAACUUGAAAAGUCGCCCGACAGAGCUGAACAGCUGCUCUCCAUUGUUUUGGAACACCGUGUCCAGGCCGUAUGGCUUGCAUUUGGUCAAGAUCUGGGCCGCUGGGCCGACUACGUACGGAAUCACGAUAAGAACGCUGGCAGCGCAAAGGCUGUCAAGAUUUUUGUCCAACUCUCCACCGUCGAACAGGCCCAUUGGGCUAUCAAAGAAUGCAAGGCUGACGUCAUAGUCGCGCAAGGGAAUGAAGCAGGUGGACAUGGUCUCGGGGCUAGUCUUCCCCUUUUAACGCUCUGUCCCCUCAUCGCGGACGUUGUCAAAUCAUUGAAUGGCCCCCCUCUCAUCGCAGCAGGAGGACUCGCGAUUGGAGCUCAGAUAGCCUCCCUUCUGACCCUCGGAGCACAAGGCGUAGUCCUGGGAACCCGAUUCUUACUGUCUCCGGAAAGCUUAUACACAGACUCGCACCGUCAAGCGCUCAUAGCUGCCGAUUCGUCUCAGUCGGUACGGACCAUGGCUUUCGAUUAUGCCAGGAAUACGUUGGGGUGGCCAGAAGGCAUCGACGGAAGGGGAUUACGAAACGGUACGAAACUUUUUAGUCCAGGCGUGAUGGCAUUCACAGGUUCAACGUUCAAAUCGUCCAUCAUAGCCACCGUCGUUGACUACGAAAGGGGAACGGAUAUAGCUGUUAUCCAGAAAAAACUGGCAGAGGCCAUCAAGACAGGAGACAAUACCAGAAUGGUGGUUUGGGCUGGCUCAGGCGUCGGUCUGAUGACCAAGACCAUGCCAGCGCAGGACAUCGUGAACGAACUGCACGAAGAAUGUGUGCGACAUUUACGUGGAGCUGGUGACCUCGUCGUGAACGCCUAA
This is a messenger RNA of Cyclocybe aegerita, 1113 nucleotides long. NCBI's taxonomy places the organism in Eukaryota, Fungi, Basidiomycota, Agaricomycetes, Agaricales, Hemipholiotaceae. The record is from the annotation of a GenBank genome assembly.